This is a messenger RNA of Cannabis sativa, 2775 nucleotides long. Its product is annotated as actin-related protein 2/3 complex subunit 2B. Lineage: Eukaryota; Viridiplantae; Streptophyta; Magnoliopsida; Rosales; Cannabaceae. The record is from RefSeq and is a predicted model, not a curated record. Gene Ontology annotation, molecular function: actin filament binding; structural constituent of cytoskeleton. Gene Ontology annotation, biological process: Arp2/3 complex-mediated actin nucleation; actin filament polymerization. Gene Ontology annotation, cellular component: actin cytoskeleton; Arp2/3 protein complex.
AACUUGCUUCAAAGGUUGCUAAACUUGAUUUCAACUUUUUGGGAACUUAAAUUUUACUCAAAAAUUCAUACCAAACAAACACACUACAAUACUACUAUGCAUGCUUGCUUUGUAAAAUGGUAUAAUAUCAUAACACAUUUCACUUAUAAAUUCAUGUAAUGAAAAAAUACAAAGAGAUAAAGCUUCAAUACUCAUUUUUCUCAUUCUCACUUCUCAGACAUGGCAUGCUUUGAGAGAGGGUCUCCAGCUCUAAAGGAAAUCCUGCUUAAACUAUACCGUGCUCAAAAGCCCAUCGAGAUAGAUCAUCACUUGUAUGAAUUUGGGUCAGUGGAAUACCAUGUUCAGUGUUCAGUAUCAGAUCCACAGCUUACUUACUUGUCAAUAUCGACGCCGCUACUGUCCCAGGGAGUGUUACAAUCAUUUGGGCUUUCACAUUAUACCACACAGAUGGUAGAGGGAAUCUGUUCUGAUGUUGUGGAGAUUUUUGAACCUGCAAAACAAGGAUACCAACUUACUUUAAGACUUGACUUUUCCAAAAUUCCAAAUAAAAAAGAUUCUGAAAAGAUAAUUGAAAAGAUUUCGGCGGUGCAAGCAGUAAUAAUAAGUUCUCAGUUGAAGGAGAUGUUGCAGAAUGUCAACUCCCAGGAUUCAUAUCAAGGAAUGUACAAACCCAUAAAACUAAUAUAUCACCCAAGAGAACCUUUCUUUGUCAUUAAACAGCCACAGAAAAUCAUAGCAAUAUUCCCAAUGCGGUUCAAAGAAGAUUCCGAUGUGAUUAUUGCAACAGCAUUCUUUCAGGAACUCAUGGAUGUAGGUAGUUCCGAAAAAUGGGCAAAGGCACCUCCUUGUAACUGGUCACCAAUUCCUCCUCCAGAGUUAAGAGGAGAAACUUUUAAUGAUUUGAGCACCAAUGGAGGAUUUGUUUCUUUUGAUAUAUUUCCCCGUCACGUGGAGAGUAAACGACUAGACAAAACUGUUUGGAGCUUAUUGAACUUCUAUGCCUAUGUAAAAUAUCAUGUAAAGAGCACCAGAGGUUUUAUUCAAAGAAGAAUGAGAAAUCGAUUGGAAAGACUGGUUCAGGUCCUGCACACCCCGAGCUCAGGAGAAAUAGAAACCAAAACUAACAAGGUUAAAGAACGUAGGUUCAUGACAAGGCUGAUCAAAUUGACUAAAUCUAAUAUCAUCAAACGAAAAUGUGGAGCUCUCAGCAAGAAGUCAAGAGAAUCCGUUUCCGAAUUAAAAUUCAUGGAUUUGGACGCUUUCGACGACAAUGGUUGAAAUUGAAAAUGCCAAGCUUUUCUUCUUCAAAGGGAUAUACCAAAUUAGAAUAGUUUAUAUUUUGCAUUACUAAAUGUAAAUUCUAGAUUGAACUUGAAACUAGGAUCCUAAGAAGAGCAUCUACAUAUGUACUUUCAAGAUUGCAUGGCAACAAAGAUUUUGCAAAUGCAUCAUUCCAUCUAUUGAAACAACACCUUAAUAAUGUUCUUCUAAUUUCAAAGUACAAAGACGCUCAUCUUGUUUUAUCUUACUUUGACACUCUGCCAAAGCCAAACAUUUUUUAAUUUUAUUUUAUUAAGAUAACUUGAAAUCUGCAAACACAAGUAUCAAAAACUCAUUUCACAAUUUAAUCAGAAUUCAGUAGUAAAUUUCAUUCAUCUAUUAUUGAGUCUCACAACAUAGGUUAUCCGUUCCAACUAAAGAAAUCUCAGAUAAAACAAUGAACAACAAAUUAACUGACAAAAUGAAAAUGAAUUGUGUGCAAAAAAAUGAAUCAAACAAAUGUUAUUUCAUCUUUAAACUUAUGUACAAUAAAAAGACAUACAUUUCACUCAAUCUCAAGCUCAGCACUAGUUCGCAUCAGCAUAUUCUCUGAAUCAACCUGUGAAAGCAAAGGACCACCUCCAUCACCAAACCUCAAAUUCUGAUUCUUUGACAACAAACCAAACAAUCCAAAACUCAAAAGCAAGACCAAAAUAGCAUGACCAGUGAACAAUAAUCUCAUCAAAGCCACAGCCCUGAAACCAUCCUCUUCAAGAUCACAACCCAUAUCAGCAUUCUCCUUACCAGGCAAGACCAUUACUUUCUGACACCCUUUGAACCCAAAUGUAUCAGUAUACAAAGACAACCCAGAUUGCAAAAUCCAAGUCCCUUUGAAAACCAACCCAGUAGAUAGCAAAAACUCAGCAAAAAAAGCAGAGGGUUUAACUGAUAAAUAGAAUGAACAACCGGCACAAACAAGGGUCAAUGCUCCUAAUAAAUCAUAAGCCGUGCUACUAAGACCCGUUAAUCCUUUUCCCAUAACAAAAUAUUCAGCUAAAAAAGUCAAACCAGCGAAGAUAAAAACGAAAGCUUCAUUGAUGUAUAAAGGGUCAACGUUUUCUCUGAGUAUGAUCAAAAGGAGGAGUACCCAGAAGAGGAAAACCACCAUAGAUUGCUGGAGAAAUGCGAAUCUGUAAGUUGGGUGUCCUGAUGAAAAAGUCAAGAAGAUGAAAGUUUCGGAGAAGGAGGAUAAGGGUAGAGCUAUGAUGAGGAUGUAAAAGUCGAGAUUUUUCCAUCUGGGUUCUGAGAAAAACCAUGUUUUGGAUUUGUAUAUUGAUGGGGUUUUGAGGUAGAGUGAUGAUGAGCAAAGGAGACGACGGAGACCGGUGGGUAUGAGGAAGAGGAAUGCUGAGAGGUGGGUCGCUAGUGAUGCCAUUUUCUGUUUAGAUUUCUGAAAAUUCUCUACUUUUUAAGGAAUUGGCCUCUAACUUCCAUUUUCAAUCUCUCGAUGUUAAC